CGGGCGGCAGCGCUCCGAGAAGCGUCGGCUCCGCCGGCGCCCUUAAAGCCAGUCCCUGACGCCAGGGAGGAGAGGAGCGUGAGGCUGCGAGAGGAGCGAAUCGCAGGGGAAGGUAGAGAUUGUGGCAAACUUUCUAGCUGCUUCUGCGUGCUGCUACCUCAGCGGUGGGAGUGUCUGGCCACAAGGAACUGCAGAGCCCAAACCCGAGAGCCCUGAGGCUCCUAAAAAGACUUCCAGCUGCCUUUAGAGGAGCAACUGCCAGCACUGCAAGCUUUUACAAAUACGGCCGAGUAGAAGACCUCCCCACGUGAACUGGACAGAGACUGGGAAGAGCCGUCCUCCACUUGCCGUCUCUUCCAUUUCUAGACUGAUACAGCUCUAGAGGAAAGAAAAAUUUGUCUUCACAAUUUGCUAUACAGUAUCUGAAUAGCGAAAGCACAAUGGACACUUAAUUUUACAGAAAUCUACAAUCAUCUAGGAACAAGAACACUGGACUUCAAGGAAUAACAGACUUUAGAGAGCCCAGAAAUCUGUCACUGAUAAACCUGAUUUGGUCAUACAGUUUGGGAAUGAAUACUAUUGAGACAGCAAAGCUUGAAGAGCAUAUGGAGGGUCAAAACAAUGAUACUUCUAAUGGCUACUCACGACCUACUCUCUCUGUCAAUGAAGAGAACAAAAAUGGCACUAGCAAACCAAAGGGCUUGUCUAAUGGCUUGCGAAAAACAACAAAGAAAUAUCCUGAUUACAUCCAGAUUGCUAUGCCUGCUGAGUCUAGGAAUAAAUUUCCUUUGGAAUGGUGGAAAACAGGCAUUGCCUUUGUCUAUGCUCUCUUCAACUUGAUUCUAACAACUGUCAUGAUCACUGUGGUCCAUGAGAGAGUACCUCCAAAGGAGUUAAGCCCUCCCUUACCUGACAAAUUUUUUGAUUACAUUGAUCGUGUGAAAUGGGCUUUUUCUGUAUCAGAAAUAAAUGGAAUGAUACUAGUUGGAUUAUGGAUAUUCCAGUGGUUGUUUCUUAGAUACAAAUCAAUAGUGGGACGAAGGUUCUUUUUUAUAAUAGGAACUUUGUAUCUGUACCGCUGUAUUACUAUGUAUGUUACCACCUUACCUGUGCCUGGAAUGCAUUUUCAGUGUGCGCCAAAGUUGAAUGGAGAUUCUCAGGCAAAGGUUCAGAGGAUCCUGCGACUGAUUUCUGGUGGUGGUCUAUCCAUAACUGGAUCACACAUCCUGUGUGGAGAUUUCCUGUUUAGUGGUCACACUGUGGUAUUAACACUGAUCUACUUGUUCAUCAAAGAGUAUUCACCACGUCAUUUCUGGUGGUAUCACUUAAUCUGUUGGCUAAUGAGUGCUGCUGGCAUAAUUUGUAUCCUUGUUGCUCAUGAACACUAUACUGUAGACGUUAUCAUCGCUUACUAUAUCACCACACGGCUUUUCUGGUGGUACCACUCAAUGGCUAAUGAAAAGACUUUAAAGGUAUCUUCGCAGACAAAUUUUCUCUCUCGAGCAUGGUGGUAUCCAAUAUUUUAUUUUUUUGAGAAGAAUGUGCAAGGCUCUGUUCCUUGCAGUUUUUCCUGGCCAAUAUCUUGGCCUCCGAGCUGCUUCAAAUCUUCGUGCAAAAAGUAUUCACGGGUUCAGAAGACAGGAGAGGAUAAUGAAAAAUCUACCUGAAGAAAACAAGGAAAGCAUCUGCUUUGUUUAUUUUUACCAAAACAUUAAUGCUGUAACCAAAGUUCUUAAGAGGACUGUGCUGUAACUGAAGAAGUGGACCAAGUUUCUGUGCAAUUGAUUGGAAAGACAAUUGUAGACAAACAUAUUGCCAUUUCAUAUGUUUUCCUAUCAUCAGGCUGUACAGACCUAUUCUACUCUUCAGUGCUAAUAGAGUGCACCACUGAUGGGAUUUUUUUAUUAAAGAAAAAAUGGAGCAGGCCAUUGCUUUAUUAAUGAGAUAGAGGUGCCAAAGACCACAUUAACACUCUCAUUACUAUCACUCAUCCACAGAAGCACCCAAAAGUCUCAUCUUCAGGGUUCUGGAGUGUGUAAGGGCAAAAACAUGCUAAAAUGUAAAGGCACAAUAUCGGCGUAUUGAGGUAUAUUAAAAAAAAAAACAAAACCCACAGUUGUGGGGAGUGGUUUGUUGCAUUACUCUUGCUAAUGAAGGUAAGACCUUUGCAUGACUGGUACAGCUGGAAGUGAGUCUUGACUUUUUUAACAUUCUGUUGGUAUGAAUAUCUUAUGACCCUAAAAUACUACUUACCGGCACUAUCUCCCAUAUAUUCUAUUAUAUACCAAUUUUUACAUUUUUAUUAGUAAUUUUAUAUUUAAACUGUUGUGCUACCUGAUGACUUUGCAAAUUAGGAAUAGCUGCUAACAUCUGAGCUCAAGGAGCCUAAAUUAUUUUUUUUUAAAAAGGACACAGUUUCAAAGUCUGUUAUCUUUAACUGUGGUUUGACCUUGUAUAUGUAGCUAUACAGUGCCUAUCAGUGUAGGUACAUGCAUAUACACACAAAAGCACACACUACUGUGUAGUUAAACACAUAUUAAACAAAACUACUUACUACAUACAGUUCUUAAUUCAGGCAGAAGUCCUAUAAAUCUCACCUACUUGAGGAAUGCAAUCCAAAAGGGGACUGUAUUUAAAAUAAACUUUUUAAUUUUAGGAGCUGAAACUAUAUAGCAAGUUUGCUUGGAGCCAUAGUUCUGCAUUUAAGUUUUUUUACCUGUUGGCACAUGUUUCUGUAACUUUAAGCAAACAAAACAACAAAACCAAACAAAGAAAUGCCAAGGUGAAUGCCUACAACAGUAGCAUUUUUUCACUUAUUACCUAAAACCACUUCACAUUAAAUGACGCUAUGGUAAAACUUGCAUGCAGAUUCCUUAGUCCAACUAAUAUGGCUAUUUAAGGAAGUUGGCUGAGAAGGUGGGGAAUUACCAUGGGGUAAACAUGUAACAAACCCACAGUUUAACAGCUACCUGGUUCUUGUUGGGUUUUAUUGUUUGUAUUCUUGCGAAGGCAAAGUAGAAUAUUAGCAUACCAUAUUUAACCAUUUAUGUUCUGUAUUAAUUUCUGCAGUUAACUCAAAUUUUCAAAUCUUCAGUAAAACCUGAUAGCAAAGAUAAAACUACAUUAAGUGUUGAACUGAUACUAAUAUAAAGGAAAUAUUGCAUAUUUUAAGAAUGUCUUGAAUUGAGUGACAAGUUUGAACAGUUUAAAUGACAACUUGUUUUUUUAAGUCCAGUUAAAGUUACAAAAUGCAAUAGAGUAUUCAAAUAUAAUUUUUUUUAGUUAAGGGGAUCAAUUGAUACGAGUUGUACAUGAGAAUAUUAUUGAUGUACAUUUCAAAUAUUUUUGUGCAUUAUCAAAGUAAUACAAUAAACAAUGUUCCUUACAAUACAUAUUUGGUAAAACUUAGCUAAGAAAGAAAUUUUGUGGGAUGUUUGGUUUUAUUUAAAGUUAGCUUCUUAGAAUCUUAUAACGUGCCCCUGGAAGUUUUGUGAGUAUAGGCGUCCACCUGUGUUUUCUUUUGCUUCUUCCUGGCAGACCUGGAGUAGCUGCAAAGCCACUAUCAAAACAUUUAUAUGAAAGGCCUUUUUCUGUAUCACAGAAAUGAGUCUAUUCAAUGUCAGUCUACAAAUAUCCGAAGAUACUUGUUAUAUCAGUACUACUUCAUAGGGCAUAAGGAGGCUUUUUUAAGCCGAGUUCUAAGCUUUGUGAUAUCUUAAAUAUGGUCAUAUUAAGCCACAUGUAGUAAUACUAUCUUUUAGAAAUUGUGAACGAAUUUCAUUAGUGGUAAUCAUGCCUUGAAAAUAACAUGACGAAGUGUUUCAGUAAGGAGCUUAAGCAGUGGUUUUCAUCUGGUGGAUGAAUAAUAAAUGCUUUGGUAGUCUAGAUAGCUCAUUCUCUGCAUAACCACCACCAUGUCUCUGUGGGAUUUCUGUAAUAUAUCUGCAAAGUACAAUUUCUUCAUGCAGGAUGAGGUGUUUGGGUUUUUUAUACUUAUAUUUCUGGAAGGAAAAAAUGUGAAAGUGAUGAAAUAGAACCAAGUAAAGAUGAUGCUUUUGUUGGGCAGUGUGAACUUUUAUUCUACUGCUGAAUUUGAUAGAAACUUCUAUUGCAAUACAAAAGGAAAAUUAAAAUGGCAGCUCUAGCUCAAAAUACUUGAUUCCUGUUCUGGCUCAGCUUUCCCUUAAAUGCUUAAAUUCUCUCCACUGUAUCAAAGCCCUCAAAAGGGGUGUGUGUUUAAUUAGCAGAAAACCCCACUUCUCUACUCUCUCAAUAGCUUUAAAUUGCUUUUGCAAAUUUGGAUGGUAUAGAUGUAUUUGAAGACUCUUUAGGCCUAUAUGUAUGGAAAUGAAAUGUGGUAAGUAGUGGUAUAUGCUAGUGCUUACUGCUCUAGUAGUUUAUCCAAUACAAACCACAGCUGAUAAAUAAAAACUAUUAAUUUUAAGACCUUAGUGAUAAUUGUAUAUACAUACUAUGAAUCUGAAAACAUGGUUUCAUUCUAAGAGGAAAAAGGAUUACAGUGGGUAAAAAGAAUAGGAGAAACUUAAACUUCACUUAACGCACUGAUUGCUUGAUUAUAGGCUUACUUGGGCUGUAGAUACCCAGUGUUUUGUAGAAUGUCACUGUAAUUAUUUUUUCCUAGAGUUACAGUAAUAAUCUUCCUUACAGAUGACAUAUGAACUGCACCUGUAUGGUAACUGUGAAAUGCUCUUCUCUACUGAAGAGCAUUUACAUGUUGAACUUCCCAGAUGCUUUAAAAAAAGAAGUUGCUAUGCUUGUGCAUCUGGCAUGUCAGUAUGACUUAAAUGCUGUUGUGUACUUUCAUUUAUGAAACAAGCUUUCUUAAAUGACUAACCUAAAUUUAAACUUGGAUUUAAAAGGUUAACUUGAGCAUUUAGAGAAAUGUGCUGCUGUUUGGUCAUGCUAUAGAUACUUAAUUCUAGUGCCAGAAACGAUUAACAUAUACUUGAAACCACUGUGAACUGGCAUUUUUAUGGUAUGUGCUUAGCACUCCCAUGUGGACACAAACGGUACUAAACGUUAAUCAUUCUUUAUUGCUGUUUUCUUGGAGAGAUAGCUACAGUUGGUAGUAGCAAAAAGCUGUGCUAAACAUUGCUAUGAACUCUAGUAGUGGAUUUUCUUCCCUCCUUUAAAAAAGGUGGUGGGAGAGAAGGAAGGAAAGAAUAAAACCAAGACUAUGUGCUAAGAUAGAUUAG
Athene cunicularia (burrowing owl) is the source of this 5216-nucleotide messenger RNA. RefSeq names its product sphingomyelin synthase 2 (gene SGMS2). NCBI's taxonomy places the organism in Eukaryota, Metazoa, Chordata, Aves, Strigiformes, Strigidae. The transcript has 7 exons. Gene Ontology annotation, cellular component: endoplasmic reticulum membrane; Golgi membrane. Gene Ontology annotation, molecular function: sphingomyelin synthase activity; ceramide cholinephosphotransferase activity. Gene Ontology annotation, biological process: ceramide biosynthetic process; sphingomyelin biosynthetic process. The record is from RefSeq and is a predicted model, not a curated record. Bases 570 to 1667 code for a protein of 365 amino acids.